This is a messenger RNA of Beta vulgaris subsp. vulgaris (sugar beet), 929 nucleotides long. RefSeq lists its product as hypothetical. NCBI's taxonomy places the organism in Eukaryota, Viridiplantae, Streptophyta, Magnoliopsida, Caryophyllales, Amaranthaceae. The record is from RefSeq and is a predicted model, not a curated record. The transcript is spliced from 4 exons. The coding region runs from base 298 to 630 and encodes 110 amino acids.
GACUAACUUACCCUUUUUAAAUUUAACCCACCCACACCCUCACCCUCACCCUCACCCUCACCCUCACGGCAAACAAAGAAAACGCCAUUGACGAUCAAAAUUCGAAGCUCCAAUUCCAGCAGCAAUAAUCGCGAGACGACAGUGGUGCCGCGCCGACCCACGCAGACGACCCACCCUCCUCUUCGUGCGACGCAACGACCACCAUCAUCCAUCACCUAAGCCUUGAUCACUUGGUACCACUGUAGAAGAAAGGAGGGUAGGAAGAAGAAAACAACAGAAGAAAUAAAAGAAAAGGAAAUGGGAUCAGAAACUCUACAUGCUGUAAAAGUUUGUAAGCACCUUCUUAAAUCGGUGAAGAAGCACAUUGGACAGGAGGACUACAAGCGCCACUUUACAGAUUUUAUCAAGGAAGAAUUUCAGAAGAAUGAUAAACUGUCUGAUCCAUCCUCUGUCCAGAAUAAACUGAAGCUUGCUCGGGAUUACACUUUUUUGCUUAAUAGUAUCCAUCAUCAGAAGGAGCUCCUAUUCUCUUACAACAUUGCCGUGGAUAGAACAGAAGAGAUGAAAAGAAUACUUGGAAAAUCAGCUGCAAGUGUAGGGCUUCAGCUUCCUGAGGUUUAUCAGUCUUGACCCUGACAUUCGUGGCGUUUCUCCCCUCCCCUUUUGUAGCCUACAAUAAGCAGACUAGUAGAAAGAAAAUAGGGACAAUACAUUAUGUGGAUAUCUAUUUGUUUACUAAUGAGUCUGGGGACGUUAACGAGCCGAACUGAGAUGAGCAUGAGGUUAUUCGAUUUGGCUCGUAACACUUUUAUUCGAAUUCGAGUCAAGUCUCGAGCUUUUUCGAGUAUAAAUUUUCUAGUGCAAUUUACCUUAAAACUCAACUUGAGUUAAAGAAUUAUAUUAUGUUAUAUAAAUCGGUUUAGAGUUAA